ACUACUAGACUACUCUGCACUCCUACCCGGACCCUACAAGACCCUGAGGAACCAUUUCUGACAGACACUACCGAGGCCCUCUCCAAAAUGGCCAAGGUGUACAAGAAGACCAGUGGGAAUGGGGGACUCAGCCUCUACCUGGGAAAGAGAGACUACGUGGACCAUGUGACCAAGGUGGACAGCGUGGAUGGGGUCGUGAAGCUGGACCCCAAAGACUUCGGGAGCAGGAAAGUGUUCGUGCAGCUGACCUGCGCCUUCCGCUAUGGCCGUGAGGACCUGGACGUGAUUGGCCUGUCGUUCAGGAAGGACAUCUGGUACGAACAGAUCCAGAUCUACCCUGAGAGCCACCAGCCCAAGCUGAGCAUCAUGCACGACACCCUGAUGAAGAAGGCCGGGGACAACGCCUACCCGUUCACCUUCGACAUUCCCAACAACCUCCCUUGCUCGGUCGUUCUGCAGCCAGGACCGGACGAUAAGGGCAAGGCCUGCGGCGUGGACUUUGAGGUGAGGACGUACCUCGCCAUGGAGGCCGACAACCCAGAUGAGAAGAUAGAGAAGAAGGACACCGCUCGGCUCAUCAUCAGGAAAAUCCAGUUUGCCCCGGACCUGGCGGGGGCCGGACCCAAGGCCGAGCUCCGCAAGAACUUCAUGAUGUCGGACAAGCCCAUCCAUCUAGAAGCCUCCAUGGCCAGAGAUCUCUUCUUCCACGGUGACUCCAUCCCAAUCAAGAUCAAGGUCAACAACGAGACCAGUAAAACGGUCAAGAACAUCAAAAUCUCGGUGGACCAGGCCACAGACAUCAUCCUCUACUCCGCAGACAAGUACACCAAGUGUGUCCUGAACAAGGAGUUCAGUGAGACGGUUGAGGCCAACGGGACCCUGGAUAAGACCCUCUGCAUCACCCCUCUGCUGUCAGACAACAAGGAGAAGAGGGGGCUGGCACUCGACGGACGGCUGAAGGACGAGGACACGAACCUGGCCUCCUCCACCAUCUUAAGGGCAGGCAUGGAAAAGGACGUACUGGGAAUCAUGGUCUCUUACAAGAUCAAGAUUCACCUCAUUGUGGCCGGAUCAGGCUUGCUGGCUGGACUCACUGGAAGUGAUGUUGAACUAGAACUGCCGUUAAUCCUCAUGCAUCCAAAACCCACAGGUAUAACACACACACACACACACACACACACACACACACACACACACACACACACACACACACACACACACACACACACACACACACACACACCAGCCAUCUUGGUUCCAUCUUUGUCCUGA
This is a messenger RNA of Gadus chalcogrammus (walleye pollock), 1272 nucleotides long. It is a transcript of the gene arr3a, whose product is annotated as arrestin 3a, retinal (X-arrestin). The record is from RefSeq and is a predicted model, not a curated record. Gene Ontology annotation, biological process: G protein-coupled receptor internalization; signal transduction; visual perception. Bases 88 to 1272 code for a protein of 394 amino acids. The transcript is spliced from 16 exons. Lineage: Eukaryota; Metazoa; Chordata; Actinopteri; Gadiformes; Gadidae. Gene Ontology annotation, molecular function: G protein-coupled receptor binding.